CGCCCACUCGCCUCAGAAGCGCCUAGCUCAAGGCUCCCUAGAAUAUGCCUACUAGUCCCCAGGUUUGUUUGUUUGUUUUUCUCCUUGAAAUGAGAAUCUCGUCAUGGGGCGUCCUUCAUUAUUCCCUUCUUGGAAAUUCCGCGUGAUCUUCUAGCCCUGAAAUCCCUCCCACGGAUGCAGGCGUCUAAAAGGCAGCCCCGCGGUCUUGACGUAAACUUGAGCGCCGACGCAGGAAGGACCCCUUCCUCCCCCUUGCAUCCGCUUUCGUCACUACCGGUCUGCGCUGAGCCUGCCUCCGGGAGGAGCCGCGUGCCCUGCUGCAUGCUGCAUGGAGCUGGUAGCUGGAUGCUACGAGCAGGUACUUUUUGGGUUCGCUGUACACUUGGAGCCCAAGGCGAGCGGCGACCAGGAGCAGAAAUGGACUCCUGUGGCCGACUUCACUCACCACGCCCACACUGCCUCCUUGUCAGCAGUGGCUGUCAGUAGCCGUUUUGUAGUCACUGGGAGCAAAGAUGAAACCAUUCACAUUUAUGACAUGAAAAAGAAGAUAGACCAUGGGGCUCUAGUGCAUCACAAUGGCACAAUAACUUGCCUGAAAUUCCACGGCAACAGGCACUUAAUCAGCGGGGCAGAGGACGGCCUCAUUUGUGUCUGGGAUGCAAAGAAAUGGGAGUGCCUGAAGUCGAUUAAAGCUCACAAAGGACAUGUGACCUUCCUUUCCAUUCACCCGUCUGGCAAGUUGGCCCUGUCUGUGGGUACAGAUAAGACAUUAAGAACGUGGAAUCUUGUGGAAGGAAGAUCGGCAUUCAUAAAAAACAUAAAACAAAAUGCUCACAUAGUGGAAUGGUCCCCAAGAGGAGAGAAAUACGUAGUUGUCAUUCUGAACAAAAUAGAUGUCUAUCAGCUUGACACUGCAUCCGUCAGUGGCACCAUCACAAAUGAAAAGAGAGUAUCUUCUGUUACGUUUCUUUCAGAAUCUGUCCUUGCAGUGGCUGGAGAUGAAGAGGUUGUAAGAUUUUUUGACUGUGAUUCACUAAUGUGCCUCUCUGAAUUCAAAGCUCAUGAAAACAGGGUAAAAGACAUGUUCAGUUUUGAAACUCCAGAGCAUCAUAUUAUUGUUACAGCAUCGAGUGAUGGUUUCAUCAAAAUGUGGAAGCUCGAAGAGGACAAGGGGGUUUCCCCGUCUUUGCUGUGUGAAGUAAACACUAACGCCAGGCUGACAUGUCUUGGAGUGUGGCUGGACAGAGUGACAGACACGAAAGGAAGCCUGCUUCCAGCUGUAGAACCAUCUCCUGUAAGUAAACAAGAACAGUCCAAAAGGAAAAAAAAGGAAUCUGGCCGGGAAGUCCAGGAGGAAGAAAGGCAGCUAAAACCUGACACGAAGAAAUGCGGUUUAACUGGUGACAGUGAUAAGCCAACAAAAGGAAGCAGCCUGGUGUCAACCAAGAAGAGGAAAACAGUAGAAAUGUUAGAAAAAAAGAAGAGCAAAAGGAAGAAAAUAUGAAUGAUGCGUGAACCCCAGAUUGCUCCUAAGAGAAAAACUUUCAAAUGUACUUUCUUUUUUUCUGAGUAAAAGCUAGGAAUUUCUUCUUUUGAAGAAAAUGUACAACUUAAAAAUCACUUUCAGGAUUUUGUUUUUUUAAACAGUGGUAAAACUUUUUGAUAGGCAAUAUUUUAUUAAUUAUAUAUCAUGGCAAUAUAUAGUAUGUUAAUGUGUAAUAUAUAAUUUUUACUGUUGUGUAAGGCAAAUAAAGAUCUUUCUCAAAAUAUUAUAGCUUAAAAUAAUACAAAA
This is a messenger RNA of Orcinus orca (killer whale), 1792 nucleotides long. It is a transcript of the gene PAK1IP1, whose product is annotated as PAK1 interacting protein 1. Gene Ontology annotation, molecular function: protein binding. Bases 329 to 1504 code for a protein of 391 amino acids. Lineage: Eukaryota; Metazoa; Chordata; Mammalia; Artiodactyla; Delphinidae. The record is from RefSeq and is a predicted model, not a curated record. The transcript has 10 exons.